AUGAAAUCCGCCCACGUCUUCGCCAAAGGCGAGAGUGAAUUGGAGGUCAAGAUACAGGAUAUUCCCGUCCCCUCCCCCGAGCCGGAUCAGGUCGUGAUCAAGGUGGUCGUGGCCGGCACCAACCCCAAGGACUGGAAAUAUCCGCUAUGGAUGAAAAGCGCGAGCGGCCUCAACACCGGCGACGACGUGGCCGGCUACGUCGAAGCCGUGGGAUCCAAUGUCACCGAGUUCAAGCCAGGCGACCGAGUGGCUGCCUUCCAUGAGAUGGGCAAGCCUCACGGUGCAUUCGCCGAGUACGCCAUCGCGUGGGAGAAGACGACCUUCCAUCUGCCCGCGUCGACAUCGUUCGAGGAAGCCGCCACCAUUCCUCUGGCGGCCAUGACCGCCGCCGUGGCGCUCUUCUGCCGUCUUGGCCUGCCGGAGCCGUGGGUGCAAGUCUCCCAAGCCCGUAAGGAUGCUUCGGCAGGCGGUGUCGUGGUCUAUGGCGCCUCGGGGGCCGUCGGCGCGUUCGCAGUCAAGCUCCUGGCCCAUGCCGACAUCCAUCCCAUCAUCUGCGUGGCGGGUCACGGCAUCCCGUAUGUGGAAGGCCUCAUCGACCGAUCCAAGGGCGAUACCAUCAUCGACUACCGCGGCGGCGAGGACAAGCUGGUGGCAGGUCUACGUGAGGCCAUCCCUAAAGGUCAGAAGCUGCUGUAUGCUUUCGACGCCAUCGCCGAGAAGGGCAGUUACCAGCAAAUCGCAAAGGUUCUGGACCCCGAGGGCCACAUCACCCUCGUGCUCCCCGUGCGAGACCAGGAGGCUAUUCCCAAAUCCGUCCAUCAGACUAUGACCACGGUUGGUUCCGUGCACGGCAAGCCCGACGACCUUAUCGAGUUCGGCUACGCGUGGUUCCGCCUCUUCAGCCUCGGUCUCAAGGAGGGUUGGUUCAAGGGACACCCGUUCGAGGUGGUCCCUGGCGGUUUGGACGGCGUGCAGACCGGAUUGAAUAAUCUGAAGGACGGCAAAGCAAGUGCUGUCAAGUACGUAUACCGCAUUGAAGAUACCGAGGGCGUGGAUCGGAGUAAGAUUUGA
Molecule: messenger RNA, 1071 nt
Organism: Capronia coronata CBS 617.96
Lineage: Eukaryota; Fungi; Ascomycota; Eurotiomycetes; Chaetothyriales; Herpotrichiellaceae
Exons: 1
Coding region: 1-1071 (356 amino acids)
Molecular function (GO): oxidoreductase activity, acting on NAD(P)H
Source: RefSeq, a predicted model, not a curated record